GUCUGCAACACCUCUGCUACCUCCUGCAGUGGCGGUGUAUGAAGGGGCUUGUGUGCAACGGGAAAGGAAGACAUUUUCAGACUGAGUGAAGUUCUCCCGUGUAACUAGUCACCUCUGACGUUGCCGGCGAAAUGUGCGGAGAACGCUAGGCUGCUGUGACGUCAUCGCCCACACGUGCUGAAAGGCGUCUGCUAGGAGAAGUCGUCAGCUCCACACCAUAGAUUAGUUAUUACAGCACACAUUAAACACAUUCCGUACACCAUGUCUUGGCUUUUUGGUAUGAACCAGCGCCCUCAGGACUUUUCUCAGUUUGUGCCACCUCCUGGAGCUUCAGGGGGUGAUGGAGGGCCAGAUGGACCAAAUGGACCAAAUGACCGUGGGAGGGGCAACACCAGCAUGGAGGCAUACCGGUUUGACUCGGCCGCCCUGGAACGUGCUGCUAAGGCUGCCAAAGAUUUAGAGAAGUCAGCAUUUGCAAAGGAAGCCCUCAGUCUGUCAUUGAUGCAGGAAGAGACAAAGCAGAAGGAGAUAAUGACAAAAGCUAAGGAAAUGGAGGUGCAAAUAGAGGCAGCAAAAGCAGAAGGGAAACGCAUAGAACAGGAGGAGCGAAGGAAGACUUUGCAAGAGCAGUCAAAACUUGACCAGCAAAAGUCACAGUAUCAAGACCAGCUGGCUAGGAAGAGGUAUGAAGACCAGCUGGCUCAGCAGCAGAGAAUGAAUGAGGAUAACCUGAGGAGGCAGGAGGAGUCAGUUGCAAAGCAAGAGGCUAUGAGGAAAGCUACUAUUGAGCAUGAACUGGAGCAGAGGCACAAAUAUGAUUUAAAAAGAAUAGAAGCAGAAAUGACAAGCAAAGCCAAGGUGGAUCGAGAAAAUCAAGAUUUAACCCUUGAACAGAUCAGGGUCCGUGCUGCUGAAGACAGGGAGACAACCCUAAAGUCAAUGAUAGAGAAACGUGAAACAAUCCUGUCUUCUAUAAAAACAGCGGGGGCAGCAAUUGGAACUGGCAUAGAUGCAUUUUUAAGUGAACCAUCCAAGAUACAAGCUGCAGUUGCAGGCCUUGUGGCUCUUACUGCUGGGUAUUAUGGUGCCAAAGGAUCUCUGGGCAUUAUAUUCAGGUUUAUGGAAGCAAGACUAGCAAAACCAUCAUUAGUGCGUGAGACCUCAAGGAUCAGUGCUUUUGAUGUUGUGCGACAUCCAGUGCAGACUGUAAAGAAGGUUCAGAAGAGACCUGAAGAUGUCUUAGAAGGAGUUGUUCUCAACCCCAGUCUAGAAGAAAGAGUCAGAGACAUUGCCAUUGCUACAAAGAACACCAAGUUCAAUAAAGGCAUGUAUCGCAACAUUCUUCUUCAUGGACCUCCUGGAACUGGUAAAACCCUCUUUGCCAAGAAAUUGGCAAUGCACUCUGGAAUGGAUUAUGCUAUUAUGACGGGUGGUGACAUCGCUCUUCUAGGCAGGGAAUCUGUUGGAGCCAUUCACAAGGUGUUUGAUUGGGCAGGUACAUCAAGAAAGGGUCUUAUCCUUUUCAUUGAUGAAGCUGAAGGAUUUCUGCGCAAACGUCAUGAAAAUAUUAGUGAAGAAUUGAGGAUGGCCAUUAGUGCUUUCUUGUAUCGUACGGGAACUCAGACUGACAAAUUUAUGAUGGUGUUAGCAUCCAACACCCCAGAAGUACUUGAUUUUGCUGUUGUUGAUCGUGUUCAUGAACCUGUAGAAUUCCCUCUGCCAACUCUAGUAGAGAGGGAGCGCUUAGUCAGACUUUACUUUGAAAAGUAUAUCCUAAAGCCAGCAGCAGAGGGCAAAAGGAGACUGAAGGUGGCACAAUUUGACUAUAGUGGAGCAUGUACAAAAGUGGCUGAUCUUACUGAAGGGAUGUCAGGACGUGAGAUCACAAACUUAGCUUUAGAUUGGCAGAUGACUACAUAUGCUUCAAGGGAUGGUGUGUUCUCUGAGGAAAUUAUGCUAAAGAGAGCACAGGCAGCAGUGCAGCAUAAGAAACACAAGGUAUCCUGGCGAAGUGAGCAUGAAACAAAGAAGACUGUGUUUAGUGCAGCUGUUAUAGCUGCGGUUGAAAAUGCAAACAGUGCUCCUCCAUCAAAGCCUGAACCAGUUAGCUGAGAGCAGCAUGUUAUGUUAGGGAAUUAUUUCUUCUUUAUGAAUAUGGGAAUUAAUUUGUUCUUUCUAUAUUGCUUAUGAUGAUAUCAUAGCCUUUGUAGCAUUGAUAAAAAGAAUGAACAAAUUCAGAGUUUAAUUCUUGGUGUUUCAAAUACAUGGAUAUUUAAAAAAUUAAAUAAAU
Molecule: messenger RNA, 2290 nt
Organism: Penaeus indicus
Lineage: Eukaryota; Metazoa; Arthropoda; Malacostraca; Decapoda; Penaeidae
Gene: bor
Product: ATPase family AAA domain-containing protein 3-A-like
Exons: 15
Coding region: 262-2112 (616 amino acids)
Biological process (GO): mitochondrion organization
Cellular component (GO): mitochondrion
Molecular function (GO): ATP hydrolysis activity; ATP binding; zinc ion binding
Source: RefSeq, a predicted model, not a curated record